GGAAGGACGCGAGGGGGAGGGGGCCGACGGGCGGGUCUUUGAUGAACUUUGCGCCUGUUGCUGGUGAGCCGGGCGCGAGGCUGUGGCCCGGGACGGAGUUUCCUCGCAAAGGAACGGAGAGCUCCGCGUCCUGUGUGCCUCGACCCGGCUGGCCGCCGGCCCGAACUCCCAUCCGGUAUCCCUCCCCCUCAGGGACCUCGCGCGUGGCCCUCGCCUCCCGGCAGCACCCAACUUCGCAGCAGAUGGCCUUUCCGGGUCGGUAGGCAACCAGUUGGGGGCCAGUGGGCCGCUUGCCCGGGUAACGUAGUCGGACCCCGGCCCAGGGCCUGAGCGGCGGGAGCUGGGAGGCCGCGGCCUUCGGGAGAGCGCGGGGGCGGGGCCGACCACCUGUGCGUGCCGCCCCGGGAGGAGGUGCCGCCUGCUCGCACCCGUCCGCGCUGCGGCCGUCGCAGGCUUGACAGUGCCGUCCCGCGUCCCCGGACCAUCCUCGCCAUGAAGCCCAACUUCUCACUGCGACUCAGGAUCUUUAACCUCAACUGUUGGGGCAUUCCCUACCUGAGCAAGAACCGGGGUGACCGCGUGAAGCGCCUGGGAGACUUUCUAAACAUGGAAAGCUUCGACCUAGCUCUCCUGGAAGAGGUCUGGAGUGAGCAGGACUUCCAGUACCUGAGACAGAAGCUGUUGCCCACCUACCCAGCCGCACACUACUUUAGGAGUGGCAUCAUUGGCAGUGGCCUCUGCGUCUUCUCCAAGCAUUCAAUUCAGGAAUUCACCCAGCACGUCUACACCCUCAAUGGGUACCCCUACAUGAUCCAUCAUGGAGACUGGUUCUGUGGGAAGGCUGUGGGGCUGCUGGUGCUCCAUCUAAGUGGAUUGGUACUCAAUGCCUACGUGACCCAUCUCCAUGCCGAGUACAGUCGACAGAAGGACAUCUACCUAGCACAUCGUGUGGCCCAAGCUUGGGAACUGGCCCAGUUCAUCCACCACACGUCCAAGAAGGCCGAUGUGGUUCUGUUGUGCGGGGACCUUAACUUGCACCCAAAAGACCUGGGCUGCCGCCUCCUGAAGGAAUGGACAGGGCUGCACGAUGCCUACCUUGAGACCCGGGACUUCAAGGGCUCUGAAGAAGGCUAUACGAUGGUACCUGAGAACUGCUACAUCAACCAGCGGGAGCUAGAGCCGUUUCCCCUUGGCAUCCGCAUUGACUAUGUGCUGUACAAGGCAGUUUCUGGGCUCUACAUCUCCUGUAAGACUCUUCGAACCACUACAGGCCAUGAUCCUCAUGGUGGCACCCCCCUCUCUGAUCAUGAGGCCCUGAUGGCGACUCUGUGUGUGAGACACAGUCCCCCCCAGCACACCCCCAGCCCUACUCAUGGUUCAGCAGAAAGGUCACCAUUGGUCAGUGUGUUAAAGGAGGCCUUGGCAGAGCUGGACCUGGGCAUGGCUCAAGCUUGCAGAUGGGCCACCUUCGCUGGCUACGUGAUUGGUCUAGGACUGCUGCUCCUGGUGUUGCUGUGUGCUCUGGCAGCCAAAGGAGAGGUCCGGGAAGUCGCCAUACUGCUCUGGACUCCCAGUGUAGGACUGCUGUUGGGGGUGGGGGCGGUCUAUCUCUUCCACAUGCAGGAGGCCAAGGGCUUAUCUAGGUCCUGGGCGGAGCUCCAGCAUGUGCUGGGCAGGGCAAGGGAGGCCCAGGACCUGGGCCCAGAGUCUCAGCCAGCCCUGCUCUUGGGGCAGCAGGAGGGGGACAGAUCUGAGGAACAAUAAAGCCUGACACUUUUGUG
Messenger RNA from Suricata suricatta (meerkat), 1781 nucleotides. It is a transcript of the gene SMPD2, whose product is annotated as sphingomyelin phosphodiesterase 2. Gene Ontology annotation, cellular component: cytoplasm. The record is from RefSeq and is a predicted model, not a curated record. The transcript is spliced from 10 exons. The coding region runs from base 493 to 1764 and encodes 423 amino acids. NCBI's taxonomy places the organism in Eukaryota, Metazoa, Chordata, Mammalia, Carnivora, Herpestidae. Gene Ontology annotation, molecular function: sphingomyelin phosphodiesterase activity.